Molecule: messenger RNA, 1029 nt
Organism: Vigna unguiculata (cowpea)
Lineage: Eukaryota; Viridiplantae; Streptophyta; Magnoliopsida; Fabales; Fabaceae
Product: CASP-like protein 4C2
Source: RefSeq, a predicted model, not a curated record
CACCUUGUCACGGCCAUGCCUGCUGUUAGCACGCUUUCUGUCUCGGACAACUUUUAUCGAACACAUUCCACGCAGUUUCUCUUCAGACCAAUAAAUUAAAAGUUAAACCAACACUCACACUCCACACUGCACACAUCCUUCUCUCUCUGGAUUCAUGAAACUCUCGCUCUCUCCCGUGACUCCUUCGCCAUAAUAAGCGUGAUGAAAAUCGAAACAAGGAAAUAGAGUUCGAAGCUUAGUAAUCGAAGCAUGCGAUCCCCUCAACCGCUUCGCAACGGCGGUGAUAACAGUUCUUCGCCGUCGCACAACCCUCGCUUCCAGUCCACGGUGGCGGAGCACAAACUACGCCGUUUCAACUCCCUCAUCCUCGUUUUCCGCCUAGUCUCCUUCUCCUUCUCCCUUGCCUCCUCCGUCUUCGUGCUCACCAACACUCGUGGCUCCGAUACACCUCACUGGUACCACUACGACACCUUCAGGUUCGUUCUUGCGGCGAAUGCGAUAGUGGCGGUAUACUCCGUGUUCGAAAUGGGCGCGUCGGUGUGGGAAAUUUCACGAGGCGUAACGCUGUUCCCCGAAGUGUUGCAAAUAUGGUUCGACUUCGGACAUGACCAGGUGUUCGCGUACCUGCUGUUAUCGGCGAACGCGGCGGGGACGACCAUGGCGAGGACGCUGAAGGAGAUGGACACGUGUAGGGCGAGCAAUGCAUUCUGCGUGCAAAUGGACAUAACCAUAGCGUUGGGAUACGCGGCGUUUGUGUUCUUAGGGUUGACCUCGCUCCUAACGGGCUUCCGCGUCGUCUGUUUCAUAAUCAACGGUUCCCGUUUCCAUCUCUGAGGUUGGUUCUGCGUGGGAACGACACAGAGGAGCCAGCCAUAGACGAAUAUUUUUGGUGGGGCCUGUUCUCUUUUUACUGUUCUUCAAAAACAAAGAAAUGUCCUCUCUCCCAUUGUAUUAAAUUUUUUUGUUAUAAGUAAUUAAAAUACAAGAGACUGUAUUGCUGGGAGUGUACAAAGCAAAUUUUUUCUUACA